Molecule: messenger RNA, 351 nt
Organism: Talaromyces marneffei
Lineage: Eukaryota; Fungi; Ascomycota; Eurotiomycetes; Eurotiales; Trichocomaceae
Exons: 1
Coding region: 1-351 (116 amino acids)
Source: RefSeq, a predicted model, not a curated record
AUGGCACUUCCUGUCCUUCCUAGCGCUCUUCCUUCGCUCACCGAUCGUGAUGCGGGCAUUGAUUCUCUCCACCGCGGCGUCACCUCGCUUGACACGGGCGAUGAGGCCACUUUUCUGUCGGCUUUUACUCAGGAUGCCGUUGUCGACAUCAACGGCACCCUCCUCAAGGGCCUACCCACCAUUCGCGGUGGAAUGUUUGAGACCGUGUCGAAGCUCAACACCACCCACUUCAUCACCAAUGUCCGUGUCAAUCACAAGACAGGCGAAUCAACAGCAACUUUGACAGCCCAUGCAUUGGCUCAGCAUUUCCGCACAGGGCAGGGAUUUGGCCAGAUCAUGAUAACCUUUUGA